AUGUGUGUAUUCCUCUAUUCAUGGAACACGAUAAGAAGAAACGUUUUCACAGCUAAGAAGGGAGAGAACUAUGAACUGCGCGCAGAUUUGAAUAGCGAGUACCGCGACAAGAGGAAGGAUGCCAUCAAGAGAGUUAUUGCCAAUAUGACGGUUGGCAAGGACGUUUCUGGUCUGUUCCCGGAUGUACUCAAGAAUAUGCAGACAGAGGACUUGGAGCAGAAAAAGUUGGUCUACCUUUAUCUAAUGAACUACGCGAAAACUCAACCAGAACUCGUUAUUCUCGCUGUGAAUACCUUCGUUAAGGACGCUUCAGAUCCAAACCCGCUAGUUCGUGCACUCUCAAUUAGAACUAUGGGUUGCCUUCGAGCUGAGAAGAUCAUCGACUACCUAUCUGAUCCACUUUCUGCUGGCCUCCAAGAUGACAAUCCCUACGUACGCAAGACAGCUGCUUUGUGUGUUGCAAAAAUGUACGAUCUGAAACCUUCCUUGGCAAUUGACAGAGGUUUCGUUGAUACACUCCAGGAGCUUGUCGGCGAUCCGAACCCAACUGUUGUUGCAAAUGCUGUUACAGCUUUGACUGACAUUCACAGUUCUCCUCAUCCCGAAUCGCCUGGCUUUGUCAUUGACAGAGACGUGCUAAACAAAAUACUGGUUGCCCUCAAUGAGUGUACAGAAUGGGGAAGAAUUUCAAUUCUAAGCGCUUUGUGUCGCUAUACACCUGCUGAGGAGAAAGAAACAGAAUAUAUUUGCGAGCGCGUUCUGCCACAAUUUCAGCAUGCUAACGGGAGCGUCGUAUUAAGUGCUGUCAAAGUUGUGAUGAUAAAUCUGCAUCGUUUACAAAGAGAAGACUUUAUCAGACAGCUUGUUCGAAAGAUGGCGCCUCCUUUGGUCACGCUCGUAGCUUCUGAACCUGAAGUUCAAUGGGUUGCUCUUCGUAAUAUCAAUCUUAUCUUGCAGGCGCGUCCUGAUGUUUUAUCAUCAGAACUGCGCGUCUUUUUCUGCAAAUACUCAGACGCUCAGUAUAACAAAGUUGAAAAGCUUGACAUUUUGGUAAAGUUGGCAAAUGAGAAUAACGUGGAAACAUUGUUGAACGAGCUGAGAGAGUACGCUAGCGAGGUUGACGUUGAUUUUGUCCGCAAAUCAAUCCGAGCAAUCGGAAGAUGCGCAAUCAAGAUUGAAGAUGCUGCCGAGCGUUGUGUUCAGGUGCUUGUUGACCUUAUUAACACAAAAGUUUCUUAUGUCGUACAAGAGGCAGUUAUAGUAAUAAAGGAUAUAUUCCGCAAAUACCCGAAUUCAUAUGAAGAUAUUAUUCCAACGUUGUGCGAAAACUUUGAGGAGCUUGAUGAACCUGAGUCAAAGGCAUCUCUUAUUUGGAUACUUGGAGAGAAUGCAGAAAAGAUUGAUAAUGUCGAAGAAUUAUUGCAGAGCUACUUAGAUAGUUUCAUCGAGGAUGCAUAUCCUGUUCAACUCCAGACUUUGAGUGCAAUAGUUAAGCUUUUCCUCAAGAAACCGGAAGGCCCUGCUCAAACAUUAGUUCAAAAGGUGCUAACAACUGCGACAAGUGAUUGUGACAACUCGGACGUGCGUGAUCGCGCUUUUAUCUACUGGAGACUGCUUUCCACAGAUACUGGAGCUGCAAGGUCGAUCACUGUCGCCGACAGACCACCUAUCGUGAUUCCAAAUCUUACAGUCUCACGGGCAAUACUGGAAGAGCUAAUACAAGAAAUCUCUUCAAUUGCCGCUGCAUACCACAAACCCUCUUCGACAUUUAUUGGAAAGGGUCGUCUUGGAGUUGACGCCCUCAAAAAGGUCAACUUACAUGAGGGGAACGAGAACGAGAGUCUGUCAAAGCAGAGAGCACUCAACACAGUGGCUCAGGGUGUUAAAGCAGAAAACCUUCUUGAUCUCGAUGAAGAUGCAUCGCCGUCAAUGUCACCUAGCACCCAAGAAGGUUUUAACAGCUUCACAGCCAACUCUACAGCUCAAAAGCACGCACAUGUGCCAAGUCCUUCGCAAUCCAACCCUGUCGACGAUCUUCUAGGUCUGUUCGGAAAUGCAACUGUUUCGAACCCCGACCCGUCCAUGAAUGUAGAAAACGACAUUUUUAGUACAAACACGACUCCGACAACCCAAGAAAAUAAGAAAAAUGGAGGCCUAGAAGACCUACUUUUUUAA
Messenger RNA from Wallemia ichthyophaga EXF-994, 2175 nucleotides. RefSeq names its product AP-2 complex subunit beta. The coding region runs from base 1 to 2175 and encodes 724 amino acids. The transcript has 12 exons. Gene Ontology annotation, cellular component: membrane coat. The record is from RefSeq and is a predicted model, not a curated record. Lineage: Eukaryota; Fungi; Basidiomycota; Wallemiomycetes; Wallemiales; Wallemiaceae. Gene Ontology annotation, molecular function: clathrin binding. Gene Ontology annotation, biological process: intracellular protein transport; vesicle-mediated transport.